GUCUCGGUCACUAGGCACUCCUUUAUUUCAAUCCCCACACUUGUGGUUUGUUUACAAUAAAAAUUAUAAGGAAAAGAGAAAGAAAGAAAGGCACACCAGAGCUGGUUACCCGGGCAUUUCAGCACGGCCUGUUAAGACAGCGGCGGGAUUCGGUGCUGCCUUCUGCCUUUUCAACAAAGAACUGCUCCACCCACCUUGGAAACCAAAAGCUAAAGACAGGAAAUGGAAACCGAAAGUUAAUGAAAACCAAGAGAAUCAGGAAACUGAAACUGUUCUUUUUUUUUUUCUUCUUCUCUUUCUUCCAGAAUUGAGCAAGACGGCCAUCUGCUUACUAAGCCUGGACCUCAGCUUCCACCUCUGAAAAUGUCCUUCUCAGCGCCCAGUACCUGGGAGAAGAUGUUUCAAGAACUAAUCCAGGAGGAGAAACCCAGGGCCAAGUGGACGUUCCAGUUGGAUAAGAACAUUUUACCCAACGUCAUGGCCGUGGGAUGGCGGCAGUACCAGCAGACAGGACUUGGCAGGUUCCAGUGCUCCAUAUGUAACAGAUGGUGGAUUUCUGCUCAAGUGAAGAUCCUGUGCCACAUGUACCGGGAGCCAGGGAAAUCUCAGGGCCGGGUACUCAUGAGGAUCUUCGGUCAGAGGUGCCAGAAGUGUUCUAAGUCUCAAUUUGAGAAUCCUGAGUUCUUCACAGAGAGCAUCGGAAGGAUUAUGGAGAACCUAAUUAAUUAUAUUCUGCAGAAAUACUAUGGUCAUGGCUUUAAGAAGAAACCAUCAACUUCAAAUGAGAAACCUCUUGAGAAGGUGCUUUUGAAUAGACCCCAUGACACAGCCAAUUGUGAGGCAUGCACUCUGGGCUACCAUGGAGGGUGUUCCUUUGCAUAUGAAGCAAAUCUGCCCAAAUACCCAUCUUCCCAACCAAAGAGCCACAGUUCUUGCCUAAAAAUGAGCCCCAGUUCUUCCCUAACAAUGAGCCACAGUUCUUCCACACCAAAGAGCCACAGUUCUUCCACACCAAAGAGCCACAGUUCUCCCCCACCAAAGAGCCACAGUUCUUCCACACCAAAGAGCCACAGUUCUUCCCCACCAAAGAGCCACAGUUCUUCCACACCAAAGAGCCACAGUUCUUCCACACCAAAGAGCCACAGUUCUUCCCCACCAAAGAGCCACAGUUCUUCCACACCAAAGAGCCACAGUUCUUCCACACCAAUGAGCCACAGUUCUUCCACACCAAUGAGCUACAGUUCUUGCCUAAAAAUGAGCCCCAGUUCUUCCCUAACAAUGAGCCACAGUUCUCCCCCACCAAAGAGCCACAGUUCUUCCCCACCAAAGAGUCACAGUUCUCCCCCACCAAAGAGCCACAGUUCUUCCACACCAAAGAGCCACAGUUCUUUACCUCAGACUAGGAAUAUGUAUGUUGAGAAUAGGCAUUUUGAGGAACACAGAGAGACCAGUUACACAGAGCUGUUAAUGGUUUUCUCUCUUGCUGCACUUACCUUUAUUCGCCGACUCUUUAAAUAAUAGGCUUAUCAUCUUGUUUUCAUGCUAUGGUUAUCAAUAAUAUGGGUGUCAUUUUAACAUGACAGUGAAUUGAUUUGAGAUCAAGCAAGGCCAAGUAUGUAGAGUAAACAUGGUUUCCUGGACAUGCUCUGAAAUGACAAAAACAUAAUGGACCCCAAAACAAAUCUGUAUUAAAUCGCUGAACACUCUCAAUUUGCUUGCUCACUUACUUGUUAUCAAGCUAUAUUCAUUAAAUCUUGACAAGAACUAAUGGUCAUGAGUAUUGUAAAUUUAGUGUGAUAGACUGAAUAAUGCUCCCCCACCAAAAAUGCCUUUAUCCGCCCCUCUAGAACUGGUGACUGUGCUAUAGUUUUUGGA
This is a messenger RNA of Peromyscus californicus insignis, 1875 nucleotides long. It is a transcript of the gene Rtp4, whose product is annotated as receptor transporter protein 4. Gene Ontology annotation, biological process: detection of chemical stimulus involved in sensory perception of bitter taste; protein targeting to membrane; protein insertion into membrane. Gene Ontology annotation, molecular function: olfactory receptor binding. The record is from RefSeq and is a predicted model, not a curated record. Gene Ontology annotation, cellular component: cytoplasm. NCBI's taxonomy places the organism in Eukaryota, Metazoa, Chordata, Mammalia, Rodentia, Cricetidae.